Messenger RNA from Ochotona curzoniae (black-lipped pika), 2447 nucleotides. It is a transcript of the gene NAALADL2, whose product is annotated as N-acetylated alpha-linked acidic dipeptidase like 2. The transcript has 14 exons. Bases 1 to 2373 code for a protein of 790 amino acids. Lineage: Eukaryota; Metazoa; Chordata; Mammalia; Lagomorpha; Ochotonidae. The record is from RefSeq and is a predicted model, not a curated record.
AUGGUUAAUCAGUUAUCUGUUAAGCUCUGUAAAAAGAUGGCAUAUCAGAAGGUCAGUGCAGAUCGAAGAGCUCCAGGACACACCCAGUACUUAGACAAUGAUGACCUGCAAGCCACUGCCCUGGACCUGGAGUGGGACAUGGAGAAGGAACUGGAAGAGCCUGGUUUUGACCAAUUCCAGGUGGACAGUGCUGAGACCCACAACCUGGAACACUCGGAGACUACAGACCUCAAUCUUGAUUCCAUUCAGCCAGCUGCCUCACCCAAGGGCAGAUUCCAGCGACUUCAAGAAGAGUCGGAUUAUGUUGCCCAUUACACAAGAUCUGUACCAAAGAGCAGUCACUGCAGCUUCUGCUACCUUUUAAAACUCUCUUGCACAGCCAUCAUUGUAUUUAUUUUUGGGAUUUUGAUCGGGUAUUAUACACAUACAAAUUGCACGUCAGCUGCUACAUCGUCUGCAUCCAUUGAACCUCAUUUUUACCAAGAUAUUCUCAAGACGAUCCACGCGGAAGAUAUUAAGACGACUUUCAGAAAUUUGAUACAACUACAUAAAAGUGAAGAUGACAUGGAUGUUUCCAAGAAGGUGAAAGCCCACUGGAUUUCUUUGGGCCUGGAAGAUGUACAGUUAGUAAAUUAUUCUGUGCUGCUUAAUCUACCAGGCCCUUCUCCCAGCACUGUGACUCUGAGCAGCAGCGGCCAAUGCUUUCAUCCUAGUGGCCAGCCUUGCAACGAGGAUGCCAGAAAAGAUAGCAGCCAAGACCUGCUCUCCUCGUACGCAGCUUACUCUGCCAAAGGAACUCUCGAGGCUGAAGUCAUCGAUGUCAGUUAUGGAACUGCAGAUGAUUUAAAAAGGAUUAAGAAAAUGAAAAAUACAACAAAUCAGAUUGCACUCCUGAAACUAGGAAAAUUGCCACUCAUUUAUAAGAUAUCUUUACUGGAAAAGGCAGGAUUUGGAGGUGUUCUUCUGUAUGUUGAUCCUUGUGAUUUACCGAAGACUGCCGAGCCGAGCUCAGAGACCUUCAUGGUGUCACUGAAUCCUGGAGGGGAUCCAUCUACACCUGGUUAUGCAAGUGUUGAUGGGAGUUUUAGACAAAGCCGAUCUAACCUCACCUCCCUGCUGGUACAGCCCAUCUCCGCAUCGCUCGUUGCAAAAUUAAUCUCUGCACCCAAAGCUAACACCAAAAAUGACAUCUGUACCCCUCUGGUACUUCCAAACAAUGAAAUAAGAACAAUCCGCAUGCAAGUGCAGACAGUCACAAAAUUCAAGGCUGUUACAAACGUUGUUGGAUAUGUGAAAGGUCUCACUUCUCCAGACCGAUAUAUCCUAGUAGGCAGCCACCAUGAUUCAAUGAGCGGCUACAAUGGACAAGAAUGGGCCAGUAGUACUGCAAUAAUCACAGCAUUCAUCCGGGCUCUAAUGUUAAGAGUUAAGAGAGGGUGGAGGCCAGACCGAACAAUUGUUUUCUGCUCCUGGGGAGGAACAGCUUUUGGAAGUAUUGGUUCAUAUGAAUGGGGAGAGGAAUUCAAGAAGGUUCUACAGAAAAACGUUGUGGCUUACAUCAGUCUUCAUCAUCCUGUCAGAGGUAACACAAGUCUAUAUCCGGUAGCAUCCCCGUCUCUUCAACAGCUGGUAGUAGAGAAAAAUAAUUUCAAUUGUACCAGAAGAUAUCAGUGCCCAGGAGCCAAUGUCAGUUCCAUACAGAUACAAGGGGAUGCCGAUUUUUUCAUCAACCAUCUUGGAGUUCCCACCGUGGAGUUUGCUUAUGAUGACAUCAGAGCAUUAGAGGGCCCAAGUUUUCUCUCCGAAGCCCUUUUUCUGAGACAUUCACGAAGCAUGGAAGAACUGGAUCCUUUGUUCAACCUGCAUGAGUCUAUCACUAAGCUCUCAGGAGAAGUGAUUUUGCAAAUUGCCAAUGAGCCAGUCCUGCCCUUUAGUGCUCUUGAUAUAGCUUUAGAAGUUCAAAACAAUCUUAAAGGUGAUCAGCCUGGUACUCAACAGCUGCUAGCUAUGGCAUCACGCUUGCGGGAGACUACUGAACUCUUCCAGUCAGAUGAGAUGCGACCUGCAAAUGAUCCCAAGGAGAGAGCGCCCAUCCGGGUGCGAAUGCUGAAUGACAUUCUUCAAGAAAUGGAGAAAAGCUUCCUGGUGAAGCAGGUGCCUCCAGGCUUGUAUAGAAACAUCCUGUACCGUGUUGAUGAGAAGACAAGACAGUUUUCAUUGCUGAUGGAGGCUUGGGAACACUGCAAGCCACUUGCAUCAAAUGAGACUUUUCAGCAAGCCCUGUCAGAGGUGUUGAACAGCAUUAAUUCAGCUCAGGUUUACUUCAAAGCAGGACUUGAUGUGUUUGAGAGUGUCUUGGUUGGAAAGAACUGAGGCAGCGCUCCGCAUUUUAAAUAGUUUGUUUACAGUUCCACAAGCAGAAGUUCUCAUCUGAACAGAUAUUUUGA